Messenger RNA from Psilocybe cubensis, 4047 nucleotides. RefSeq lists its product as uncharacterized. The transcript is spliced from 4 exons. Gene Ontology annotation, molecular function: protein binding. Lineage: Eukaryota; Fungi; Basidiomycota; Agaricomycetes; Agaricales; Agrocybaceae. The record is from RefSeq and is a predicted model, not a curated record. The coding region runs from base 1 to 4047 and encodes 1348 amino acids.
AUGGUCCACGACCCCACUGUUCCCGACGGCCCCGACACUCACCUCUCCGCCGCCCCGAAACCACCCGAAGAGCGUCCUCUCGUCGUCCAGCAGCAUCCAGAUCACCCCGACGAUGUCGCCAGCGUCCAUAGUAUGCCUGCUGUCCAUGUAACUGCCCCGUCUUCGCCUCUGGUCCCCGCUCCGUCGCCGGUAUCUUCUCAUGCCGCUCUGCUUUCAACCAGGUCUCCAGUACCUUCUCCGUUGCCUUCCCCGUCUAGGUCCAAUACCAUGCAGUCCGACGAGUCCUCGACCAGUCAGCAACAAAGAAGGGCCAGGCACAGGUCUGCGAUAGAGCCCCGGUCUUCUAAUAGACUUUCUGGCUUUUUCAAUAACCUCAUGCAUCGCCGAGAACCCGUCGCUGCAUCUUCGCGGGAACCCAUCCACGAAGAUUCCUCCCAGCCUGAGCCUGCCGCGUCAAACUCAGAGCUUGUCUCUCGUUCAUCUUCUCCUCAACCUAUCCGUCCAACUACACCACCACCUUCCCUCCCUGCCCCCACACUCUAUGAACUUGGUCUCUCACUUUCUGCCUUGACCUCCGAUCUCUGCCCGUCACAUUUCAGUACUCCACCCUCCAGUGGGGCUUUGCUCGCACCACACUAUCUACUUUUGUGUCAUGCUCAAGGUCUAGAUGUUCUGCCUCUUGUAUCUCCCCCUGCCCUGCAGCCCUACGCUCUUGUCCGGCGCGUGGCGUUCAAGAGUGUUGUUGUGAUGGAGCAACGGGGCGUUCUCGUAGCUAUUGCAGGUAGGCGAGACGGUGUGCGUGUAUAUGCUCUUGAGGAGGUAAAAAAGGCUAUUGAAUGGCGAAUAGAUGUCGAAGUCAGACGAGAGCGCGACCGCAGCCGUCGGGAAAACGUCAAAAAGGUGGCGUUGCGUAAUGUGGAUCUCGUCGAAUCCCGCGAUUCAGCUGAAAAGACGCGAAAGGCUAGUCUAUCUACUCCACCUCCAGGAGAAUCGAACCGACUUCGCACAAAUUUACUUCGGAAAAAUUCUCACAACACACUGCCAGCUCCGCCAUCACCCCCUCCUGUCCCUCUCAUACCUCGCUCAGCUACGCCGAGAGCUCCUAAAAAACGAACGAAACCGGCAGUCCAGAUACCUCCUAAUAUACCUUCGAUUCCUCCUGCGUCCUCUGAUCCUCCACCAUAUGUCAGCCCGUCCGAGGUGGCGAACCCUUCCUUACAAAAUCGAUCAUCGUAUAUAUCGUUGAGGGCUAGAUCACGAGGGGGCUCUGUCAGUAAUGUUCUUGCCGCUGCACCUAGUCAUCAUCGGACAGCGGAGUCGUCAAGAUCUCAAAACGAUUCCAAAGCUGACUGGGCAGAAUCUAGCGACGAAGAAGCCAUCGACGUUGUUGCGGCAGGAUCCAGCGGGUCACAUCUUGAUGAACGGACAAGUGCAACACUGUCUUCAAGUCGUGCUGCGACGACAUCACAAAUACAACCGAAUGUUACCCAGACGCUUCCGGUACCAGUCCUGCCCCGCAAUUCAACCACUUCUGUGAGGAGAAACCGACCCUCAAAUCUCGAUCUAUCAUUAACACGGUCAAACACUAUACCACCCCCAGAGCCAUCUCCAGCUCCUACUCUAAUUACAUUAAGGCAGGCACUGGUUCAUUCUCCCUCUUUGGUCGAUGGAAAUACUCCAAAUCCCGAUACCCCAUUCGGAGAAGUCGACGACGACGACGAAGAAAUUGAGGGUCAUAUUAGCCUUGCACAGGCACUUUUAGAGAGUCGUAUACCUGACCUUCCGCCCAUAGGGACCAUGCGCCCACAGGAACCAAUAAUUUUAACACCUUCGAGUCCCCCACUGAGGCCGUCGGAAGAUACUGUCUCUCUCUCUCCUGCUGACGGGGCUAAUUCGAUUGGACGCAGCAAUGCUCAUAAUAAUGCUCGGCGUCGCAGACGGUGGUCGAUCAUGAUCAGCAGCCCGACAACUGAAGUGGGAAACAACUCUCCGCCUACGGCGGCCGUUCCAUCAACGGCGACUAGUGUGCGAUCGCUGAACCGCUUUUCGCGGUCUCGCUCAUUCAGAUCAAGUAGCUCGCAUACACCCACACCAUUGGAAGUGUUGCCACCUAAUGCUUCAACGGCCACCUUGCCCAAUACUGCUGCGCCAUCAAUUCCCGAUACCGCUUCUAUUCCUGUCACCCCACGCUCGGGUCGGUCUUCACGCUUUAUCCCUCGCAUCAUUAGCAAUGCUUUGAACAGCAGGAGACAUGCCGAGCGUUCACCAGCAAGACCAGCUACGCCUGUUGAAGUAGGGGAUGGGCUGAAGUGGGCCCCUGGGGGAAAUCAAUCACCACCACCGAAACUAGAAUAUGUGAAAUUGCCAGGGACGAAAGGUGCCCUCUUCAUUAAAGCAGUUGAAACCCCGAAGAAGAGUUUCCUUGCCAUCCUCUGUGGUGACAAUGGCGAAAAGGUCGAAUUAUUUGCCGGAACCUACCGCACAGCCCUAGGAUUAUCACGGACGUUUAUUCUGCCGGAUUCGCCACGUUCAUUGGAACUGCAGCUACAAGGAGAUGAUCUUGUCGAAGUUUUCCUUGUUUUUGCUCAGAAUGUCUUUGGCCUAGAGCCUGCUACAGUCAGAGUACGUGAAGUAAGAAUCGGCCGGGCAGAACGAAGAGCUGCAAGGCGACGUGCCCGAGAGACCAGGCCGGGAGAGCCCACCCCAGCAGAACAAGAACCGCCCGAUGACGAAACAAAUGUAAAUGUUAACAUUGGCAUAUCCGUUCCCGUUGCUUCUACUGCCACUGAACCUGAGUCUGAGCGGUCUGGAAGUCCAACCCUAGUUGCUAGUGAACACCCCGGAGCUCAGUUAGAACGCCAACCAACACCUGAACCUGCUAAUCCUUCACCUACUCCUCAAUCCGAAGAACUUGUCAUGCUAGCUACUGCCCAGAUGGGCCCGUAUACCACAUUCCAGCAACUCAGCUUUGCGCCUAAUUUCCCACUAGCUUCUAUCGCAGAUGAAUAUAUCAUUCCUCCCACAUACCCAUCGUUCUUGGAGUACAAAGCCGAACAUGAAUCUGAUAACUCUGGAACCUCUACAAAUGUGACCCAAACACAAUUUUCACCACCUGGCCUACCUGUCCCUACUCCUACUGCGCCCUCUAAAUGGUAUUAUCGUGAUCCCAAGAACGUCGUGCAUGGUCCUUGGAAGGCAUCAUUGAUGCAAGCGUGGUAUAAAGACGGUCUGCUUCCUCCUGAUCUGCCGGUCAGACGAGAGGAAGAUACGGAAUAUGUCCUAUUGAAGGACCUCCGUCUGCAAAGUGUCGAUCCAACGCAGCCAUUCCGUGUCGUUGCACCCCUUCCAGACUCUGCCACUCCGUCACCGAAAACUAGGCUGGUAGCCUCUCAAGGCGACCUCCUCAAGCCAAUAUCCCUUUUGGAACAACCUCGUCACUUUGGACCACCUGCACUAUUCUACUCUUCCCGGGGUGGUGCCAGCACUUCGAUAGUGGAUGCCCGCGGUAGAUCUGUACUCAAAGGGAAGUUCCUAUGGAGUGCCGAUGAAGGCGAGCCGACUAAAACAACUCCGUCUAACAAAAUGGGCGAUAUCAAGCGGCUGGAAGCGUUUGAUGUGCGAAAAGGAUCUGUACUUGUUGCAAUGAGACAAGGGGGUUUGGAAGCUGUCUCACUGGGCGAUGCUCUUCUUAAUCCAGCGGACGAGUCACGGACAACUCUGCCUCAUUACAAUCCUCCUUUGAGCAGCAUCAAUCGGAGAGAACCUUUUGUAUGGAGAAUUGGUACGCCAAUCAUCUCGCCUCAAGCAGGCAACCUUGACGAAAAGGGUGUAACCACACCUGCCCUGCAAGGAAGCAAAAAAUCAAGUGUUACCUUGAUUAAAAGCAGUAAUUCAAGAACAGACGGUAUUUCGACUGAGCCUGAUGUAGAUCCCUUGGACGAAGUUUUGUUCUUGGGACGAAAAGAGGACGAUGUUUAUUUCUGUGAAAGAAACGCCGCCUCCUUUAGAAUCUUGAGACUCUCACCUACCACUUAUGAUACACUAUAG